AUGGUAAUGCUGAGCGACCAUUCCAUGCGUGCCAGUCUCCAAGUGGCACCUCUCAAGCUUCACAAAUCACAAUCCUGCGAUGCGCUGUCGUCGAAGCAGGACCAGUACAGCUCCAAGUCAUAUUCAACAGCACACAUGACACCACCCGCAACACCCAAUGGCUCGCAGGAAGAUCUGGCUGCGCAGAUGCCGCCGCCAGUAUUCCACAACUUCCUGCGAGCCUUUUACCCCUUCCACCCGAGCUACGCCAUGACCGACUCGAGCGUGACAUUGCCAUUGAACGAAGGCGACAUCAUUCUUGUGCAUUCAAUUCAUACCAACGGAUGGGCCGAUGGAACUUUGCUGGUAUCGGGCGCAAGAGGAUGGCUUCCCACCAACUACUGCGAGGCUUACGACCCAGAGGAGAUGAGAAAUCUGUUGAAGGCUCUGCUGAACUUCUGGGACUUGCUCCGAAGCACUUCCGUCAACGAUAGCGAGAUCUUCGGAAACCAGGAGUUCAUGAAGGGUAUCAUUGCUGGAGUGCGAUACCUUCUGGAACGCACUCACUGCUUGACAAGAGAAUCGGCAAUCAUCACCCGUAACGAGAACCUGAGGCGCGCGAGAAAGACGCUGCUCUCUGAGCUGUCGGCGUUGGUGAAGACGGCAAAGAAGUUGCAGGAGGCGCAAAAGGGUGUCCUGCAACCACGCGAAGACGUUAACGACAUCAUCGACGAGAUGAUCCUCAAGGCCUUCAAGAUCGUGAUCAAAGGUGUUAGGUUUUUCGACAUCCUGGAAGACGAUCGACGGCAACGAGCCCCUGCGGUGACCGUCAUGGCGACCGUCAUCGAGGAAUCCUACAUUCCCCCGACGCCACCUGCAGAUCAGACCAAGUUCGACGAGACUCAUGCAGGUUCCCGAAUGACGAACGGUGCACCUGGCAGGGGUGCACCAUCGCAACCGACCGACGCGGCACAGUCAUCGCCCGCUAACAGGCGGCUUUCAACGCUCUACUCGCCUGCCAGCCCCAACUCGCACCGAUUGUCUCAGAAUGUCAAACGGCUUUCAUCCAACAUCUCCCAUCGCGUUUCAUUGGCUGGACCUUCGCCGCUGUCAAGACCUGGUCAUCUUGUCUCGGAACGCCUCAACAAGAGCCACGACACUUUCCUGUCACACCUGGGAUCCUUCAUUGGUCGUUUGCACUUACAAUCCCAGUCUCGGCCGGAGUUGGCUUUUGCCAUCAAGCUGUCAGCGACAUCUGGUGGAGAGUUGCUGGCUGUUGUCGAUGUCGUCUGCGGGCACAGCACUAGCUCGGACAUGCUGGUCCGAGCCAGGGAGAUGAUGUUUGAGCGCAUUCGCGAGUUGGUCUCGGCGGCUGGCCAGAUCAUCCGCCAUGCGGUAAUGCAGGAUGCGGAUGUAAUCAUGCCGCAAGACAACAGCAUGCUUCUAAUGGCCGCAACUGGCUGUGUGAAAGCUGCUGGCGAAUGUGUGGCCAAAACUAAAUGGGUCAUCGAGCGUGUGGGCGACUUUGAAUGCGAAUUCCAGGCUGGAGAGCUUGGUAUUGACCUCAGCGUAUUGGAACUCGCACCGGAACCUCACUAUCGACGACCAUCCAUCGCUCCGUCAAUUGCAGAGACUGCAACGACCGAGGCGACUAGCGUAGCAGAAUCAUCGAGGAGUACUGACUCUGUCCAUUCUGUUGUGCCGCCAACGCCCCACCGACCGAGUAUUGUCGCCAACGACAAGCCACUACCUCAACUACCUCACACUGAUUCACCUGAUGAAGAGUCCCGCCGAGUUCGACCUUCGUCGCAAAACUCCAACGGACGUAAUUCACGACCAUCUUCACUGGGCGAUGAUACUACUUCCAGCGUGGCAUCUUCCAUCUCGUCGAUUCGUCCGACUUUGCCUCCUCUUCCCAAACUCUCUACAUCCCUGCUCCCUGGAGAUGAGUAUGGCCCCAUCGAAAACAUUGGACAGGACGGCGACUACCACAAUUCCUCCCGUGUUGACAGUAUGACCGCAUCCAGCGCGGGCAGCAGCAGCACCUACCUUAGCCGGGACUCAGAGGCCAGCCUCGUUUCCCAAACUUCUACCCGCGCAACAACCCCGGACCACAUGUUGGCGCCUAGAAGCAAGCCGUCUAUGUCAGAGCUGAGCAACAACGGAAGCGCCCACAACCAUGACGAGGUGGACGAAGUCGAGUCUAGGAUGUUGGAGAAGACGUACGCUCACGAGCUCAUGUUCAAUAAGGAGGGUCAAGUAACUGGCGGAUCUCUCCCUGCACUUGUUGAGCGUCUCACAACUCACGAGUCCACCCCCGAUGCGACCUUUGUCUCGACAUUCUACCUUACUUUCCGACUCUUCUGCAGUCCUCUCAAGUUGGCAGAGACUCUCAUCGAGCGAUUCCACUACGUUGCCGAGGCCCCCCACAUGGCUGGCCCGGUCAGACUGCGCGUCUACAACGCCUUCAAGGGUUGGCUCGAGUCGCACUGGCGUGACGAGACCGACCGCGAAGCCCUCAGCUUGAUUGAGCCAUUUGCCGAGUACGAGCUCGGCGGCGUGCUGCCCUCAGCUGGUCGCCGCCUGCUGGAAUUGGCCCAGCGCGUCUCCAACGAUGUCCUGGUCCCUCGCCUGGUGUCUUCUAUGGGAAAGACCAACACUUCAAUUGCCCAAUACGUCCCGGCCGAUACUCCCCACCCGCCCUUGGCUAUCACCAAGAGCCAGUUCUCCCACCUCAUGACAUGGAAGAAUGGUGGCAGCAACCCUACCAUCCUCGACUUCGAUCCUCUUGAGAUCGCUCGUCAACUCACCAUCAAGCAGAUGAACAUUUUCUGCUCGAUUAUGCCCGAGGAGCUUCUCGCGUCGCAGUGGAUGAAGAAGGGUGGCGUCCAUGCUCCCAAUGUCAAGGCCAUGUCGGCUCUUUCAACUGAUCUCUCCAACCUCGUUGCCGAAACCAUUCUCCAGUACCCCGAGGUCAAGAAGCGCGCCGCUGUUAUCAAGCAAUGGAUCAAGGUUGCUCACCAGUGCCUCGAGCUUCACAACUACGAUGGACUCAUGGCCAUCAUCUGCAGUCUCAACAGCAGCACCAUCAGUCGUCUCCGCAAGACCUGGGACGCCGUCUCUCCCAAGCGGCGUGAUAUGCUCCGCCACCUGCAGGCAAUUGUCGAGCCAUCGCAGAACAAUAAGGUCCUGCGAACCCGUCUCCAUGACCAUGUCCCGCCCUGCUUGCCGUUCCUUGGCAUGUAUCUGACCGAUCUUACCUUCGUCGACAUCGGCAACCCCGCCACCAAACAGCUUCCCACACUUGGAGGUGAUGGCUGCGAAGAAAACGGCGGCGGCCUUACCGUUGUCAACUUCGACAAGCACACCCGUACGGCCAAGAUCAUUGGCGAGCUCCAGCGAUUCCAAAUUCCCUACCGGCUCAACGAGCUUCCUGAGAUGCAAGAUUGGAUGACGGCGCAGAUCGUCCGCGUACGGGAGAGCGACCAGGGCCAGAAUGUCCAGGUCAGCUACUACCGCAAGAGUCUGCUGUUAGAGCCUCGCGAGAUGGCGAUGCGCGCCCCCGCCGAGCCUCAAACCAGCACAACCACUACUCAGCGUAGCGGCGAUCUCUUCGGCUGGAUGAGCCGAGGAGACCGGGGUGCGCCGACACCCACGCCGAUGUGA
This is a messenger RNA of Colletotrichum aenigma, 3645 nucleotides long. It is a transcript of the gene gefA-0, whose product is annotated as Ras guanine nucleotide exchange factor A. The coding region runs from base 1 to 3645 and encodes 1214 amino acids. Gene Ontology annotation, cellular component: plasma membrane. The transcript has 2 exons. NCBI's taxonomy places the organism in Eukaryota, Fungi, Ascomycota, Sordariomycetes, Glomerellales, Glomerellaceae. Gene Ontology annotation, molecular function: guanyl-nucleotide exchange factor activity; protein binding. The record is from RefSeq and is a predicted model, not a curated record. Gene Ontology annotation, biological process: Ras protein signal transduction; positive regulation of GTPase activity.